UAAGAAGAUUCUUCUUACCCAGUCCAACAAUUAAACCCCCGACGUCCGACUCAACGCCGGGGGAGGAAAAUCUCAGGCGCCAGGCUCCGCCGCUCCAAGAAAUCUUUCAAUUUUCGAAGAUCAUUUCUAACGAGAAUGGCCUUAAGAUUUCGGCGCUUGAGAGAAACCUCAAGGUUUUUUACCCGAAGUUUCUCAGGUGAAAAUUACAUAAAAUGUAGAACAGCUAAAAAUCUGCGGGCUUUGUCUAGAGUUCCUCAAUUGCAUGUUUCGGACAGAGUAAGCAGAAGCUUUUUACCAAGCCAAUUUCAAUUUCAACGGUUCUCAUCUGCUUCGAAAUUGCCUAAUAAGUUUUCCUCAGAAUCUAGUAUUGUGUCAUUCAUUAAAUCCUCUUUGGAUCAACUAGAAGGCCCAAAUCAUUGUUGGUUGAACAAAUUGGAAGGGAUCAACAAUGUCUCUAAAAGAAAUGGAGCCUUCUUGGUACUCACUGGACAAUUUUCUGAAAGUUAUUUCACAAAUGACUUUGAAGCUUUUACGUUUUUUGAAAAAGUAAAGUUACUUCAGCAUAGAUUUCCUCAGCUCCACAUUAUUGGUUUUCAGUCUGGCGGUUUAAAUUGUUCUGCGGCUGGCAGAAGUAAUUUAGUCCAACUAAUAGUGAAAGAAAACAUUUCCUUUCCCAUUUUAUUAUCUAAUAAGAACUUUUCUGAGGUGGGAAAUGGGGCAUGCUGCAUUUUAUUUAAACAUUUUAGGAAUCCAGUUUUUUAUCAUGAGAAGGACCUUAACCUUGAAGUUCUUAGUAAAGCUGUUGAAGAGUUACUUGAGCAGCACAAUGGAAAAUCUGAGGGACCUAAACUAUUCAGAGACUUUAGUUCAAAGCAAGAUGAGGUCAUCAAGGAACCAAAUUUACGUUCCAUGCAAAACUUACUUUUUCACUUCCCAGGAUGCAUAUCUGCAGAUGAAAGUGGGAAUCGUUUGUUCAUUUCUGACAGCAAUCAUCAUCGGAUUAUCAUAUUUAAUGGCAAUGGAAAGAUUCUGGACUGUAUUGGUUCUUCUCCAGGCUUUGAGGAUGGUGAAUUUGAAUCUGCCAAAUUGAUGCGCCCAGCAGCUUCAUUUUAUCAUGAUGAUGAGGAUUGCUUGUAUAUUGUUGAUUCAGAGAAUCAUGCCAUCAGGAGAGCAGAUUUGAGCAGGCGGAUUCUAGAGACAUUUUCUCCGGCAAGCAACGUUAAUAAGAGUUAUCAAUUUUGGAACUGGAUCAGGGAAGAGUUGGGUUUGGGAAGUGUUGCUAAUCCAGAGCCCGAAGCACAUGCUACCGAAUCACUUUUGUUCCCUUGGCAUAUGCUGUAUUCAGAUGACGAUAAUUUGUUAGUUAUAAACCGAAGCUUUGAAACUUUAUGGAUGAUAAAUUCGGCCACGGGCGAGACAGAGGAAGUUAUCAAAGGAUUUUCAAAUAUUUUGGAGAUAUGUAGAGAGCAAAUCUUGGAGAAAGUAUCCCUCUUGAAACAAAUUCCACCUAGCUGGUUGCAACAGCUAGCUUAUGCUCCCUGUGCAUCAGAUGAGCAUCCACAUAUUGGUCUCGUAUCUUCAUUAACAACCUUUCAAGAUCAGAUAAUCAUAUCUGACACAGUUGGGCAGAGAGUUGUGAAACUAAGUGAAGAUUCUAAAGUUGUUUCAAACUUUCAAUUUUCAAAUUUCGGGAUUCUUGGAUUGCCAUAUUGGUUGUCACCCCAUGUAGAGAGAGCAAAUGCUAUUUCUGGUGGAUUUCAGGGAACAGAGAUCGACCAUGUCCAGUGUUUCAAUUUGCUGCCAGGUAAAGUUGAGAUACAGCUAAACGUAAACAUCCCUGCGGAUACCGAACUUGUAGAACCUUUACAAGAAGGUUGUAUAUGGCGUCAGGCAAGAGGAGUUGCUACUAUAGUAUCAGAAGUAGAAGAUGUGGCGGGAUCCUCAGAAAAGGUUGGCUCUGCCCAAAAAUGGUAUGAUGAGCUGGACACUCUUGUCUUUACUAGUCCCGAGUCAGAAUCGGUUGAUGAUGAGGAUACAACUUCGGUCAUAAAGUUUCAAGAUGACAAAGUUCACAUUAUUACUGCUGUCAAUACAAGUCCUGGAACAAGUGAGGUUAUUAUAACCGCAGUUUUAUACUUGAGACUACGAAGAAACCCCGACCAACCGGAUGAUAAUCAAGAGAAAUACGCAGCGAGGAUAGUGGAUUUAUCGAACUCAAGGAGAAAUGGAAAGAUGGAAAGAGAUGGAUGCAUACAGUUCUUGUUAAAAUCACAGAGGGACUUGAGAGAUGUCAUUUUCAUGAAACCUCUACACGUGAGAGUAAAAUUUGACAGCUUUGAUCACCCAAAAGCUGAUAAUUCCAGAGAUAUCAUCUUAACAGAAUCAUCCAUUGAGGUCAAUGUAUCUCUUAAUUCAUGAUAGUUGCAGUUGUGCAAAACUGCUUAUUUUUGUGAUAUUUCAUUGGUGGUGGUGGUGAGUCACUAGAUUAGUUUUUUUUUUUUAAAUAUCUUUUCCAAUUCCAAUUCAAAUACUAUACAUGACUAAAAAUUGCAAAGAGGGCAAUUUUAGUCCAUAAAUUGAGGCAGAAAAACAUAUUUAUUUGUGAAGAUGACCCUUGAAAUAAAAAUUUACAAAAAUACCAAAAUGAUGGCUUUUGGUUAUCUUUUCCUUUC
Humulus lupulus (European hop) is the source of this 2672-nucleotide messenger RNA. RefSeq lists its product as uncharacterized. The record is from RefSeq and is a predicted model, not a curated record. Gene Ontology annotation, molecular function: protein binding. The transcript has 17 exons. Lineage: Eukaryota; Viridiplantae; Streptophyta; Magnoliopsida; Rosales; Cannabaceae. Bases 136 to 2418 code for a protein of 760 amino acids.